Oreochromis aureus is the source of this 2971-nucleotide messenger RNA. It is a transcript of the gene gpr174, whose product is annotated as G protein-coupled receptor 174. Gene Ontology annotation, cellular component: membrane. The record is from RefSeq and is a predicted model, not a curated record. Lineage: Eukaryota; Metazoa; Chordata; Actinopteri; Cichliformes; Cichlidae. The transcript has 4 exons. Gene Ontology annotation, biological process: positive regulation of Rho protein signal transduction; phospholipase C-activating G protein-coupled receptor signaling pathway. The coding region runs from base 790 to 1800 and encodes 336 amino acids. Gene Ontology annotation, molecular function: G protein-coupled receptor activity.
AAAUGGCAGCUAAGAGUGUAAUAGCAGAAGUGUCAAAAGAAAAUUCUUGUAAACCACACCCCUACGCUCACAGGAAGCCCUCUGUGUGUGUGUGUGCGCGCUAAAAUCCCCAGAACAGCAGACACACAGAGACGGGCGGCACACAUGCAACGAGUGAUAGAUAAGAAAUCAAAACAGGAAAGAGCACGAGUGAAGACAGAAGUUAAUGGAUAUGAAAGAUAGAUAGAGAGGUAGAAUGAAAAAGAGAGGCAGAGAGAGAGAAAGAGGCGGGACGCUGAAAUUAAAGAGUGUUAGAGGAGGAGAAAGGAGGAUGGAGCUUUUCGUCUGAUGCCCCGGUCUUAUCUGCUUUUUGUUUCUCCAGCAUCUUUAAAGACAGAGGGCACACACACGUGGAGGGACCCCGAUGCUCACCGGCAGCGUUUUUGGUUCUGAAACACGAGGUCAGAUCUUCGGAAAGCUGCUUACACGCCAGCAGCCCACAGACGGAGGUGAAUCACAGCAGAUGAGAUUAUGUGUUUCCACUGGCAAGACCUGAUGAAAACUACUGAGUCCUAAGAACACCAGACUUGUUGGGGAUCGCAGAGAAGCCUGGAGGACUCAUCAGCAAAAACUUAAAACAAAAGAAAUUCUUCCUCUGUCUGGCAUGCCGCAGAGAGUACCAGCUGCACGGGCCACAGCAUGAUGUAACCGGCGGCAUGGACGCUCAAACCAACCUGUCACCAGACUACAAGCAGCUCUCCUGAUACAAGCUUCCUGCUGGUUUGCAAGGCAGCUCAUCUUAACACUGACAUGAAUGUCAGUUCUCCUAAUAUGAACUGCUCCAGUACCAAUGAGAUAAUAGACUACCAGCACCAUUUGUAUGCCGUGGUGUACAGUGUGAUCUUAGCACCGGGCCUGCUGGGUAACGUUCUGGCGCUGUGGGUGUUCAGGGCCUAUAUCAGAGAGACCAAGAAGGCCGUGGUGUUUAUGAUGAACCUGGCUGUGGCCGACCUACUGCAGGUGCUCUCUCUGCCUCUGCGGAUCUACUACUACCUGAAUAACUCCUGGCCCUUUGGGUAUUUCUUCUGCAUGUUCUGCUUCUAUCUCAAGUACGUCAACAUGUAUGCCUCCAUCUACUUCCUGGUUUUCGUCAGCAUACGUCGCUGUGAGCUCAUCAUGCGUCCGCUGUUGUACAACUCGGGUCGACAAAAAGGAGACGUGUUAAUAUGUGGGAUCAUCUGGCUGAUCAUCUGUACUGUCUGCCUCGGAUUCCCUCUGCUGAGACACGAUCCUUCCUUGCAUGAAAGAAAUGACACAAAUAAGUGUUUCACGGAGCUGCCUCUGCGGAAGGAUAUCGGUCCCUCGGCAAUGUGGGCCCUCUUGAUUUUACUAGAGCUGUUCGGCUUCUUCGUCCCUCUCGUUUUGGUGCUAGGCUGCACGUGCAUGACCAUUUGGAGCCUUCGGGAAAAUACAGCAAAUGCUAUUUCUGACAGAGGGGAGAAAAAGAGAGCGCUGAGGAUGAUACUAAGCUGUGCUGUAGUCUUCUUAGUGUGCUUUGUACCGUACCACGCCACGAUGCCUCUCGACCUUAUGGUCAAAGCUAAGAAAGUUACCAGCUGUGACUUUCAGAAACUGGUUCUUCGAAGUCACCCGGUCACACUCUGCCUGGCCAGCCUGAACUGCAGCCUGGACCCUAUCAUGUACUAUUUCACUACUGAUGAAUUCUGGAGGCGACUGAGCAAGCCAGAGAUACCGGAGAGCAUACAUCUCAGCCGGCGUCUGUCCUGUAUAACCGGAGAACAGGACGGAGAGGAGGACUAAACUGCUGGUGGCGACAGCCUCCCUGCAACCACUAACUGAGACUGAAGACUAUGCAAACUUCAAGUUCCUGCAAACUAUGGAAAUAACAUUUAUGCUGAAACGGGAAUGUGAAAAUAUGGAAGUAGAGUUUUAAAAAGUUAUUUUUUUAAACCUAUUUAUUUCUCAAUAAAUGUUUUUUUUCCCUUCCCCCUCUCAAUUUGCAUUUCCUCGAUGAACAGCGAGUAGUGUCAGCAAGUGAAAGAGAGGAAAACCCCAAAACCCAGCGACAGUUUUCCUCCAGAUCCAGUGUUUGGAUAACCUAAUGUCCUUCACAGGACGAUAAAAGGGUUAGUGUUGGUGCCACUUUCACCGGCAUUAUAAUAACAAAGCUGCUGUGACGUUCAGUAGGUAAAGAAAUGCAACUUUAUUCAAACAACAAAGUGGAAUUCAGUUCAGUAGUUGCACACAACAUUGGGAGUUUCCCCGUCUAACAUCUUCUAGUAUUCAAUUAAAAAGCAGAGACAGAAGCCCCAUCUUUACAAACACACUUCCUGUUGAUUGUCUCUCUGUGCAGGCAUCAAGUAGGAAAUCACUGAAAAUGACUUAAAAUGUGCUCGACAGACUUCAGAAAUCAAGGACGACUGUUUUCAUUUAAGCACACGAUGUGUGUAAAGAUCACAGGGAGACUACAGGUAGAUAAUUAGUCAAAUUAGAUAACCGACUGUUUUCAAGUCAAAUUAAGUGAAAUUUCCCUUUAGCUUAUUCAUCGUUAGCUCAUCCCUCUGGUUUAGGAUCACGCAUGAAGCUUGAAACACAAACACAAAAACAAAAACUGGUCAUAUAUUGUAAGGGUGCUGGACUGUUUCCCAUCAGGCAUGAGACCAUCAGUAACACUAAAGUCAUCACACAGCGGCAAUCUGGGGGAUAUCUACAAACAGUGGUGACUGAGAGCUUUGCAUUACCAUCCACGGACAAGCAUGUUACACGUAUACUGUACCAGACAUCUCCAUGCUGACUUGUUCUAUAUCACGCUGUAACAGAAUACAAAUACCUGGUCGAACCUGCACCGUGCACCCGGGUCAGAGCGGCGACAGGAGGCUGACGCAACACACGCCUAAUAUGAUCUCACAAGAAUAUUCAGUAGGAUGACUAAUAGCUCUGGUCUGAAUGUGGCGGGUGUGUUGUUAUAUAG